CCCCGCACAUGCGCACGGUGAUAGACCUGGCCACUCUCCGUCCUGCUUCCUGCAUAGGCCCUUCCUCUUCCCAGAGAGCGAGUCGCUUCCCGAGCGGCGCAUGCGCGUCUGAGUUUGCACACAGGUGCCUGGACUCCAUGCACCCUCUUCCCCAUAAUGUCUGCUUUGUGCCUAAAGAAACUAAUGGGCCAGGCUAUAAGAAAUGAUGGUAAUUUCCUCACUAGAUGUUUUGCCACUUUGUGGACACAACCAGUGCAUGCCACAAUGAUCCCUCACACCUGGGUAGAACUGGAGCAGUCUAAAGGAGGAUUUCUCUCUGUUUUUACAAAACAAUUUUGUACAUAUGAAGAUGCUGAAGAAAAGGUGAACAAGAAAAGCAACUCCAAUGCCAGAAAAACCAUUGGCAGUGUUGGCAGGAAAAUCCCUCAUCGAAUUAUUCACCUGAUUGAUGAAAAUGGAGAGGAUAAGGGACCAGUACACAGAGCAGACGUGAUUCGUAUCAUGGAUGAAAGGGAGUUGAAGCUUGUUGCGCUGAAGGAAACAGCAGACCCUCCAGUAUUCAGACUAAUGAGUGGUCAGCAGAUUCACGAAGAGCGUCUCCAGCUUAGAGACAAGCAGAAAGCUAGUGCCAAAAAGGGACCUGUUCAGCAGAAGGAAUUAACUUUUACCACAACCAUUGGACAGCACGAUUUAGAUGUGAAGGUGAAACAAAUUCAGCAGUGGAUUGAAAAGAAGCAUCAUGUCAAGGUUACUGUGCAGGAAAAGAAAGGUGAUGGAUCAAAAAUGAUGCAAGAGCUCUUCGGGCAGAUUUUGGAGACCAUGCCGGACAAAGCUACUUACCUCUCCCCGCCACGUGUCCUUAAAGAAGGAAGAAGCAUGUGCGUAUAUAGACAUAUGUCAGAGAAAGAACUCCAUGCCUAUAAGCGUAAGGAAAAAGAGAAACGUAUGCAGGAGGACAAUGAGCAAAAAGACAAAAGUAUGCAGGAGGACAAUAAAAUGGAAGCUACUGAACCACAUCUUUCAAAACAGUGAUCUUUUUAAUACAAAGUGGAAACAUUUCAGAACAAAUUCAGUUUUCCGUACAGACUGCAAACUUAUCAACAGUGACUUCAUAAAGCCAUUCAAGUGCAUGAGGCUCAGCUACUACUCUAGCCUAGACAUAACGUCUCAACAGCCGGCAGGGUGUUCUUCACAUUGCUCUGUAUGGUCAAAGUCUCCUUUAUCGCCUGUUCUUUUCUUUUCUGUGCUUUCGGUGGGAUGUAGCCAGCGAGGCGAGAGGCCAGACUCCGCUUGGGACGCUGUUUCUAGCAUUAAAGAACACAACAAGUUCCAUCAGAAAUAAUUUUUUAAAAAACGUUAUUGUGUACAUUUAUGAUCUUUUUUUGAGUAAAAGACUGAACAAGUAA
Messenger RNA from Sphaerodactylus townsendi, 1406 nucleotides. It is a transcript of the gene MTIF3, whose product is annotated as mitochondrial translational initiation factor 3. The record is from RefSeq and is a predicted model, not a curated record. Lineage: Eukaryota; Metazoa; Chordata; Lepidosauria; Squamata; Sphaerodactylidae. Gene Ontology annotation, cellular component: mitochondrion. Gene Ontology annotation, molecular function: translation initiation factor activity; ribosome binding. Gene Ontology annotation, biological process: mitochondrial translational initiation; ribosome disassembly. Bases 157 to 1032 code for a protein of 291 amino acids. The transcript is spliced from 4 exons.